This is a messenger RNA of Puntigrus tetrazona (Sumatra barb), 6825 nucleotides long. RefSeq names its product calcium channel, voltage-dependent, beta 3a (gene cacnb3a). Gene Ontology annotation, molecular function: high voltage-gated calcium channel activity; protein binding. The record is from RefSeq and is a predicted model, not a curated record. Bases 560 to 2230 code for a protein of 556 amino acids. Lineage: Eukaryota; Metazoa; Chordata; Actinopteri; Cypriniformes; Cyprinidae. The transcript has 14 exons. Gene Ontology annotation, cellular component: voltage-gated calcium channel complex. Gene Ontology annotation, biological process: regulation of voltage-gated calcium channel activity; chemical synaptic transmission; neuromuscular junction development.
UGUACACUGUACACUGCUUGGAGCUUCAAAAAACCCCACAUUACCUGAGCUGUUGUGACGUAAACCACUGCAAUGUACUUAUCUGAGAAAUAUCAGACAUGCACAAAGUUCACAGAAAUCGACGGCAGGCUGCUCCAGUGCAGCGGUUAAGUUCUUGCUAUUUUUUGACUCGUCUAAAUUUGUUUUGCUUAAAUAUUAAUCUCCAUGCAUGAGCUGUACAAGAGAGACUAAUGUGCUCGAGAGAGAGAGAGAGAGAGAGAGAGAGAGAGAGAGAGAGAGAGAGAGCAGCACACAGUAGCGCGAGACACAUCAUCACAAAAGGCGCAUGCACAAGAAGCAGACCCGUUGCAUUCGUACACCUGUAUUUCAAUCUCGAUUUACAAUAACCCGCGCGAAGGGAAUAUAUCUUAGGAUCUCCGCGUGUGCAGCUCAGACAGAAGCCUGACUGCUCAAUCGUGAUACCCUCUUCUUCCUCGGGAGGCAUAUGUAUUCGGCAUCGCCGUUUCUUCCAGUAAGCACCAAUGCACGCGCGCACCCGCCUCCCUGCGCUCUCAAAUAGAUGGUGCAAGUAAAGAUGUCCAAAUCUUCCGCAGACCCUCUGUCUGGUGUAGAAAGCGCUUCCCAGUCGCACUAUUUCCAGCUUCCACGAAAACUCCCGAAGCGCAAGGGUCGCUUUAAACGCUCCGAUGGCAGCACCUCGUCUGACACCACCUCCAGCUUCAUCAAGAGACAGGGUUCAGCCGAUUCGUACACGAGCAGACCUUCGGAUUCCGACCUGUCAGCGGAGGAGGACCGCGAGGCGUAUCGGCGUGAAGCCGAACGCCAGGCCCAGCUGCAGCUCGAGAGAGCCAAGUCCAAACCUGUAGCGUUCGCGGUGAAGACAAAUGUGAAUUAUUGCGGGGCUCUAGAUGAGGACUGUCCUGUUCAGGGUGCUGCCAUAAACUUUGAAGCCAAAGACUUUCUGCACAUUAAAGAGAAGUACAAUAAUGACUGGUGGAUUGGAAGGCUGGUGAAAGAGGGGGCAGACAUCAGCUUCAUUCCCAGCCCCCUCCGACUGGAGGCCAUGAGACUCAAACAGGAGCAGAAACAACAGAGGAAAAGUGGUAACUCCUCCUCAAGCCUGGGCGACAUGGUAUCGGGAGGUUGGAGAUCCACGCCGCCAUCUGCAGCCAAACAGAAGCUAAAGCAGACUGAACACAUUCCUCCAUAUGAUGUGGUGCCGUCCAUGAGGCCUGUGGUUCUGGUUGGGCCUUCUCUGAAGGGCUAUGAGGUGACAGAUAUGAUGCAGAAAGCCCUGUUUGACUUUCUCAAACAUCGCUUUGACGGAAGGAUUUCAAUAACCCGGGUGACCGCUGACCUUUCUUUGGCCAAGAGAUCGGUUCUCAACAAGAGACCCAUCAUGGAGAGGUCUAACACACGAACCAGUUUGGCGGAGGUACAAAGCGAGAUCGAGAGAAUAUUUGAGCUGGCUAAAACUCUUCAGUUGGUGGUUCUAGACGCGGACACCAUUAACCAUCCAGCGCAACUAGCUAAAACCUCGUUAGCUCCUAUUAUUGUGUACGUCAAGGUCACCUCUCCAAAGGUCUUACAGCGGUUGAUAAAGUCGAGGGGUAAAUCACAGAGCAAACACCUUAAUGUUCAGAUGAUGGCAGCAGAUAAACUGGCUCAAUGUCCUCCUGAGAUGUUUGAUGUCAUUUUGGAUGAGAACCAGUUGGAGGACGCCUGUGAGCACCUCGCUGAAUAUCUGGAGGUCUACUGGCGUGCCACUCAUCUGCCUGGCACCGCCCCCCUCAACCCUCUAUUGGAGCAAAAUCUGAUGACCCCGCCCUCAGCAAUCUCCAGUCUACAGAACCAGCAGCUGUCGCCUGCCGGGGGUGGAGGGGGAGUGGAGGAGGAGGAGCAAGGGGAGCAGGACAGCCUCAUGCCCUCCGACGAGGCCAGUGACUCUCGCUCCCUCCGUCGAGGCGGCUCUAGCUCCCUGCACCCCCCGGAGGACGAGGAAGAAGAAGAGGAGGAGGAGGAAGAGGAGGAAGACGAUUACGAACCCCAACGCCACCCUCACCCGUACCGGGAUGUGUAUCCGCCCAACCGUAACCACCCUGGCGGAAUCCACAGCGCUAAUGGACAUGAGUCACAGGACCGACUCCUGCAGCAGCGAGACUCGCAGGACGGACACAACCAACGAAACAACCGCCAGCGCACGAGAGCCUGGCCAAGAGACAACUACUGAUCGCCUGUCUGCAGGAGUCUGGAGGGGAGGGUUGGGUUGUGAAUUGGGGUGAGGGGUGAUGGGAAUUGGUGAGGAAUAGGAAACGCACAGUGUGUGUGUGUGUGUGUGUGUGUGUGUGUGGACGAAGCUGCCCGUGGUUGAUGAAAAGGUUGUGUUGUUUUCUAAGCUUAUGUGGUUAUUAUUUGACGCAUUGCACUACAUUUGCUUUUAAAAAACAGGGCAGCGUUUCUCCUUUAAGAUCACAUGCAUGUUCAUAUCAAAACAUCUGAGCUUCCUCUAAAACCCCACCCAAGUCAGUUUUAUUUCUUUAUUUUUUUAAUAAACUUUAUUAUUUUGCGUACCACACGCUCUCCCUGAUCCUGAUGAGCACAGAAGGCAAUAUGGGGAAAGGAAAAGCACUUUUAUAGCAUGGGAUGUGAGUCACAAUGAAAGAUAUUGUAGCAUUUUGUUGCAUCCUACUUUAAUAGCUUCCUUUUUUGCUAGUGAUCUUGUAAAUGUGAGUAUUACUCACAAUUUUUUUGGUUCAAGCCCUCAGUCAUGGUGUUGCCUGAUUGGAGCUCAUAUGCACUUGUCUUAUUAUGAGUUGUUUAUUGGUCCUCCUCUGGACAUCUUUCAGGCAAAAGACAUGAAUAGUCAUUUUCACAGUCACGUUAACAGAUGUAGCAAACAUUGCCAUUUGUAAAGCACCGUGUAAACGCGGUGAAUGUAGGAAAGGAAUUCAGGGUUACGCUCUGCUGUCGUAGAGUAAAAUAUUAUUUGGACUAUAGUCUUGGUUUGCACAUGAGCUGAAUUCCAACUCCAAAAUGAAGAAAAGCAGUCGAUCUUCCUACAUUUCCGUACUGCUGCAUAAAGAAAGAACCUAAUUAGGUCAGUGUCACUGGUUUCUUUUUCUGGGAAAUGAGAAAAACUGAAGUUAUUUUACUAUCCAAAAGUGGAUUAGUACCCAUAUAUUGGAUUUUUAUAGAAGUAGAAUGAAGUACAGAUUUGAUGUCCUUUUUUGGGAUAGUCAUGUUGUUCCUUUGUGACUUGAUUGAGUUGAAAGUUGAACUAGGUUUAUAUAAUAUAUACAUUUGCAAGCAAUUUAUUUGUUGACCUUAUCCGAGAUAAGUCAAUCACCUUAAGGCAUCUUGGUCUGUUUUUGAACUUGCAUGCACAUUAGCUAGACUAACCUGAUAUAUAUAUAUAUAAAGGUAAAGAAGCUAAAUUGCGAUUUUUUGUUUUUUGUUUUUUGUAUCAUUGUUUCUGGGUGAUUUGAUCAGUUGUGGAAUGGCUGGCAGUUUUGGUGAUCUCCCCGUUUAAGUAGAUAGGAGUUGUACUUGCAUGACUGGAAACUAGCAUUACCAAAUUGGCCACUGGAUGUACUGGCUCAGAACGAAUUUAUCUUUACCAAGAAGAAUGUGUCUCUUACAAGUGAGUGAUCUUCCUCUGUCCUCCAUUUCUCACCACUCUUUCCUCUCCGAGGCUCUGGGUGUUUAAGGGGGCGGUUCUCGUGGCCUACUUAAAAACAUAGCGUCACAUCUUGCUUUGGCGACACGUUGACUGCUAGCUAGUUUAACCACCUUAUUGGUGGUUACAUUAGCAUAUAUCAACCAGGUUGUGUUACGACCAAAUCCAAGUUUGUCCCUUUUCUCAUUACCAUGACUCUAGACUCGGAUGUUACCUGUAGCAGCUUAGGCUGAGGUUUAUCCAGUGUAGGACCAUUCAAACUGGCCUUAAUACUUAUAUCUUUACCACUGCAUGUCUCAAAUACAAUUAUUUAGGACUAUUUGCACAUUAGGGUUGGAACAGGACCUUUAGAACACUUUAAGUAUAUUAGAGUAGAAAAAUCUACUCCGUUUUUUGUUUUCAAUUUAAAAUCUGCAACAGAAUAUUAGUAACGCAUCUAAUAACAGCUAGUGUAUAUAUAUAUAUUGAAUGAAAUAUCACAGGAUCCUGAAUAUAAUUCUUUAAAAAUGUUACUUUACUUUGUAUUUAUGGAUCUGUAUCGUUUUUAAGAAAUGUUGCGAUGUUUACAGAGUCAGGAUUGCUCUCACUCAGAGAUCGUUGACGUGAGACGCAUUGAAAUAUAUGUAACGUCAGUUGUUGUACGGUUAUGUAAAGUCACAUAAAGUUGCAGUACACUCUCAUGUAGCGCUGUAGGUGUCGUUUGGUUCUUUUGGAAGAAAAAUUACAGUUAAAACAUCUAAGUGUUAUUAAUUGUUGUGAUGGCCUCUAGAUUUCAGGGCAUAUCCAAAAAGCGCCAUUCAGAAAGAGAAAUCCUUGUUUUUCUUCAAAAUUACUUUUUUUUUCCAAAUUAAUGCAAUGUUUAUACAUGGGACGUGUAUUUAAGUAUGAUUUCACAUAGACUACACAGUUCCUUCCAAACAUGCACAGAGACUUGAGUGAAUGUAUAGUUGCAUGCCUUAACACCUCUAGUCCUAAGCACUAAUGCAUUGUCCUCCAAAAGGACAGUGCUAAAUUGACUGUCCCUCAGUUGAUUGUGUUGCAUUGAUUGUACUGGAUCCGUACACUCCCAGAAUGCACUUUCAGAAACAUCCGCCCUCAUAUUAGAUUGUAAAGACUUGUCUUAUUGACCAAAAUCGAUGCCUGAUAUGAAGACUGAGCCAACAGCGUGCACAGCGUCGUAUUAGGACAACAUCACUACUAUAAUACGUUAGCAUCUUAGCUAAAUGCUGGAGGGUUUUUAUGUGUAUGCCUGAAAUACACUGAAAUCCAAACAGGGACAACAAUACUUGGUAAUGGUUACUACAUUGUACUGACGUGGAGAAUGCUAAAGCUUGAAACAUACUCUACGCAAGUUUUCAUUAUUAAAAAUGAUCGUAGUUCACUUCAAACGGUUGCUCCGCAAUUGGCUUGAUGGAGAAACUUACCAUAGAAGAAGAUGCAGUGUGUGCUAUAGUGCCCCUUGUGGCAAUACCGAGGAUGUAAUAAAGUAUGUAGACUAUGUUUCAAAACUAAAAGAGCCUUUCCGUGUCAGAUUGAAGAAAUCACCCAAUUACCUGUUAACAACCCGCAGUGUGUUGAUCUCAGGUCAUUAGACAAGUCACUGUAUCUUCUCAGCUCUUGCCUUUCUUACAUAGUUUCAAAUUGACGUAGAUUGUGUCACGGCUCCGGACACUGUGUUUACAGCACCGAUCGGCCAUUUAGAGGGAAAUGUACUAGGGUGCGCAAGUCAGGGUCAUAGUCCACUGACAAAUGCCUUGACCAAUCCUCUCUUUUAGUGUACUGCAUCUUUAUUUGCUAUCAACAUGUCUCACUUUAAUCUAUCGUUCUAUAUUUAAAAAGUAAAAAAAAUACAAAAAGAAAAUCAGAGCAUGAAAAAAAAAAAUUCUAUGCAAGUGUUGCAUGUGAUCUGAUUGUUCCUUUCGAUUGUUUCUGAUCUACUUUAGUACUGCAUUGAUUCUCGUUGUAAGUAUUAUUCUAUUUAGUAAGACAAUUCACCCUCUUUUAUACUGAGCACAGACAAGGGGCUUCUGCCGCAAAGUUCAUUUUCUUUUAAUUAGCCGUUUUUCGAACUCGUGGGCUUCGAUACCUCCACUGUUAUUUGUUCGUUUGUUUUAACACUUAGCCAUGGCACGUUAUUUGGAUUGAUGUGAUUAGAGAAAUGUUCCAGGUUUAAAUUAAGCUGUGAUGACAGAAUCUGAUCAUACGAAAUUGAAUCUAAUCUUUCAUCUGAUCACGAAGAAAACAAAAACAAUCAGUCAUUCAUUCGUAUGAAGUUUUUGUAAUCGAUAUAAGCACUUUGACGACAACACAAGCUGCACAUUUGAGCUUUUUAACCCUCUAGAGUUUCACCCCCGCAGACUUCCAAGUUCAUUACUGUACGUGUGAUUUUUGAGGGACAAGCCCAAAUUGCGCGUUAACAGGAUUCAGCUUGUUUUUAACUUGGAACAUUCCUUUUAAAAGCAUCGAUCAGAUACUUUUAUGCAAGUCAAGAACUUGCAUCGCUGUAAAUGAUAAGACGGAGAAAAGUGAUGAUUUAUACGAUCCACAAUGCACAGUGUAAAAGAGCAUGUGUACUGUGUGAUAAACUGUAUGAGGUUCUGUCAAAGUAUAAUCGAAAAACAAGAUGCGCAUGUCUUAAUACAUGUAAAUGUACUCGAUACAUUUUCCCCCUAUAUCUGUUAUGGCAUAAUAUUGUUUUCUAGCGGACCAAUACAGAAUCCAUAACAAACGCUGAUUAUUAUUUUUUUUUCUUUCUAAAGGUAUUAAGAAGCACAAUUUAUACAAUGGGUAUUAUUUGAGUCUUUUGUCUUCGAUUCUGUAUGCAAUACAAACAUGGAAAGAAAACGCCUUAGAACAUUAUCACUUCCUCUCCUGUGUAAGUAGAGAAAAAGAUAUUGCACUAUUUUUUUUCUUUUUGAUGUCUGCUUUGUAAUGCAAUAAAUGCACUAUAGGUAGAACAAUAAUUGCAGUGGACACUUAAUUGGUCCUCAGGCGUGAUGUAGGUACACUUUCUCUCUUUCUCUCGCCCCUUCAUCUUUCUGACAACACAAAAAAUAAAAUCCUGCCUGAUGCUGUAUAUGCUUUCUAUUUAAAGAAAAUGCCACUAAUUAUAAUAAAAAAACAAAACAUUUUCUGUACUUUUAACAGUC